CACCCUCUUCCACUUAACAAACCCAACGAGAAAUAGAGGAUCAUGGCCGGAACUACCGAGAAAUGGGAGACUUUGAAGGAUGGGUUGGAGAUUUAUACUAAGACUUGGUUGACGGAUUCACCUCCAAUCGCUCAGAUAUUCUUCGUUCAUGGCUUCUCGGAUCACUGUAACACCUACGGCAUCUUCGCGACCACCGUCGCCGCACAAGGCAUAGAAUUCUACUCCUUUGACCAACGCGGCUGGGGCCAAACCUGCGUUCGUUCCAACAAAAAAGAAAAAACCACCCGCCACUCGGGCAAUUCCGGUCCCACAUCUCUCGUCCUCUCCGACAUAAGCGAGCUCCUCGGGCCCCGUCUGGCCGCGCGCCCGGGCAUUCCUUGCUAUCUGGUCGGCCAUUCGAUGGGUGGGGGAAUAGCCUUGACCUACGCCAUCCAGGGCACGCACAAGAAUGCCCUCGCCGGAACAAUCGUGUGGAGUCCCAUGAUCGAUUUCGCGAAGGAGAGCUCCCCGGGAUUCAUUAAAAUCGGUGCCUCGAAAAUCGGUGCGACGCUGUUCCCGAAUAAGCAGAUUGUGCAGAGUCUGUCGGCCGAGUAUAUGUCUAGGGAUCCUGAGGUCGUGGAGGCGUUUAAGACGGAUCCGCUGUGUCACGAUACCGGGACGUUAGUCGCGAUUGCGGAUAUGAUUACCCGUGGACAGGAUUUGAAGAAGGGGCAUAUCGCUUCCAAGUUUUUAGCUGACAAGCCGGUUUUGGUGCUGCAUGGGUCUUCCGACAAGAUUACCAACUACAACUCUUCAAAGAAUUUCGUCUCUAGCCUCGGCCAGGUUAAGGACAAGGAGUUCAAGAGCUUUGACGGGUGGUACCAUAAACUGCACAGCGAACCGGGCGAGGAUAAAGUUACGUUUGCGAAUUAUGUCGCUUCGUGGAUCAUCCAAAGGUCUACGGGAUCUAUUAGUUCGAAGCUGUGAUGAGUGUUGGAGGGAUGAGGGAUGGAUCAUGAACUAAUGGGUGACUGAGGCGAGCGAUUC
Molecule: messenger RNA, 1026 nt
Organism: Tuber melanosporum (Perigord truffle)
Lineage: Eukaryota; Fungi; Ascomycota; Pezizomycetes; Pezizales; Tuberaceae
Exons: 4
Coding region: 43-966 (307 amino acids)
Cellular component (GO): membrane
Molecular function (GO): lipase activity
Source: RefSeq, a predicted model, not a curated record